AUGAUUGACGGCGAAACAUUCCUCUUCACUUCCGAGUCGGUCGGCGAAGGCCAUCCAGACAAGAUUUGCGACCAAGUCUCCGAUGCCAUCUUGGAUGCUUGUUUGGCUGUUGACAAAUUUUCUCGCGUUGCCUGUGAAACUGCCACCAAGACUGGUAUGAUCAUGGUCUUGGGCGAAAUCACCACCAAAGCCCAACUCGACUACCAAAAAAUCAUUCGAAAUGCCAUCAAAAAGAUUGGUUAUGACCACUCCGAAAAAGGUUUCGAUUACAAGACCUGUAACGUAUUGGUAGCCAUUGAACAGCAAUCGCCUGAUAUCUCUCAAGGUUUGACUUCUGGUGAACGAAACAUUGAUAACAUUGGUGCUGGCGACCAGGGUAUCAUGUUUGGCUAUGCCUGCGAUGAAACCCCCGAGCUGAUGCCUUUGACCAUCAUGCUCGCACAUAAGCUCAACAUGAAGAUGACUGAAUUGCGAAACAAUGGUGUCUGUGAUUGGCUGAGACCCGACUCAAAGACUCAAGUCACCGUUGAAUACAAGGUUGAAGGUGGUGUCCCAGUCCCUCAACGUGUAGACGCUAUUGUCAUCUCCACUCAACACGCUCCUGAAGUCGACAACGAAACCAUUAAAAAGGAGUUAACAGACAAGGUCAUCAAGGCUGUAGUACCUGCUAAGUACUUGGACAAGAAAACCAAGUACAUUUUGCAACCAUCUGGCCGUUUCAUCAUUGGUGGUCCGCAAGGUGAUGCUGGUGUCACUGGACGAAAGAUUAUUGUCGACACAUACGGAGGUUGGGGUGCUCAUGGUGGUGGAGCUUUCUCUGGCAAGGACUGGUCCAAGGUCGAUCGAUCUGCCGCCUACACUGCUCGUUGGGUCGCUAAAUCCCUCGUCGCUGCUGGCUUAUGCAAACGUUGUUUGAUCCAACUCUCAUACGCUAUCGGUGUUGCUGAACCUGUCUCCAUCUAUGUUGAUACAUAUGGAACCGGCAAGAAGACCAACGGAGAACUCCUCGACAUUGUCAAGAAGAACUUUGAUCUGCGUCCAGGAAAGAUUGUUCAAGAAUUAGACUUGUGGAAACCCAUCUACCAAGAAACCGCUUCUUACGGUCACUUUGUCAAGGAAUUCAUGAUUGAGAGAUCACACCUAGAACGAGAAUACUCAAAGAAGUUGGAGCUGAUGUGUCGAAAGUACUCUACAAGAAGAGAAAAGGAUAAGAGAUCUACUGUCGUCGACUUGAAUUCAACUGAUGACAUACCGGCAAGAAGAGCAUGGCAAGAGAUACUUAGAAAGACGGAAGAAAUUGCCAAAAGAAGAGGUGUCUUGGGAGAUUCAUUGUCUAGUGACGUGGCUGAUGAUUUGAGAUCAAGGGGCAGUGUUUUUGAGGAGGCCAAACGCAAGCAACUGGCAUUCUCUCAACGUCUCGUAUCGGAACGUGAAAAGGCAGCUGCAGAGACGGACAAGGCCAAAGAGAAGUACAAUUUACGUUGUGACGCUGUUGAAGUCGCUCGAGUAAAGAGUGACGCUGGUGCAACUUCUACAGUUCAAGAUAAAAUGAGAAAGCAAUGGCAUGCAGAGAUACUAGAAAUGAAUAGUGCCAAGAAUACGUAUUUGCUGUCCAUCAAGGCUGCCAACGCUCUAUGCCAUCAGUUAUCAGAGAGCGGAUUUCCAUUUGUCAUUGAGGGCCUGGAGAACGUGAAUGAAUCUGUAGUUGAAUUCGUAUCAGAUGCAGUACAACGACACAUCACCCUGCUCAAAGAUCACGAUGCGGAUGUGGAUAUCAUAUUAUCUGAUAUUGACGAUAUUGCUAAAAUGAGUAUGAGAGCUGCUGAAGUCCCAUCUCGACCAAACAAGAAUACCGCUGAGCCCGUUCCCGAGUUCUUUUUUGAACCAUCAGGGCUUUGGAAGGAGAAUGGAAUGAUUGCUACUGAUGAGCAUAGCAAGAUAUGGUUGCGUAACAAGCUUCAUAAACUUCGAGCUAGACAAACUAUAUUAAACGGAGAGAUUACUCGUCGAGAAAAGGAAGUUCAAGGAUUGGAAAAGCUCCAUAAUGCUUAUACUGAGAAUCCUUUAUUGGGAGAUGCUCAUCAAGUGAAUGAAAACAUGCUGGAAUCAUUACGAGAACAACGCAUUGUGGAAUUAGAACAUGCUAUUACUGCUUCGCAAAUAUCAACAGUGAUUGAUUCUAUUGGCGAAGAUCCAGCAAAUAUCUCGUGGCAUGACUGGAAGACAUCGUCCUUUUCAAUACCAACUCAAUGUGAUCUAUGUUUAACAAACAUUUGGGGUGUAGGCUCAGGUUUAUGCUGUCAAACAUGUAAUUCCAACGUUCACGCACGUUGUGAAUUACGUGUUCCUCCAUCAUGUCAUAAAGGAUCUCCAGUACGACAAACUCGAUCACUCAGCGUAUCAUCCAAACCCUCAUUCUCGUCUUUACGAAUGUCGACUGCGUCAUCUACCGAUUCGUCUUCUGCUCCUAAUUUACAAGCUGCACCAAAUACCAUAUCGCAUAAGCCGUCGUCAUUGGGAUUGCUGUCUCCUAAAGAGUCUACUGAUGGAUGGAAGACGCCGUCACCUAUAGAAAUGGCUGAUGGUACUAGUGAAAAGAAGGUUGGGAAGGUCUUGUAUGAUUAUUCCAAGACAAAUGAUGAUGAGCUCGACGUAAAGCAAGGUGCCAUAGUCACUGUUUUAGAGGAUGAUGUGUCAGGAUGGACCCGUGUCGCGGUGAAUGCAGUUGGUGGUGAAUCUGGAUUAAUACCAACUUCCUGGUUGAGCAUUCAAGAAUCCAAAACCAAAAACUUGACAAUAAAACAAAAGCAACAAGAUGUCUCGAGUCGUGGAAACCAGGAUCGUGCCAAAGUCUUGUAUGAUUAUUCCAAGGCUAAUGAUGAUGAUGUGGAUGUUCGACAACAUGACAUUGUCAUCAUUAUUGAGCCUGAUAUGGGAGGAUGGACACGAGUAGCUGCUAACGGAGCAGAAGGACUUGUCCCUACAGCAUGGCUCUCUGUAAUUGACUGA
This is a messenger RNA of Synchytrium microbalum, 3009 nucleotides long. Its product is annotated as methionine adenosyltransferase. The transcript is spliced from 18 exons. Gene Ontology annotation, molecular function: ATP binding; methionine adenosyltransferase activity; protein binding. Lineage: Eukaryota; Fungi; Chytridiomycota; Chytridiomycetes; Synchytriales; Synchytriaceae. Gene Ontology annotation, cellular component: cytosol. The record is from RefSeq and is a predicted model, not a curated record. The coding region runs from base 1 to 3009 and encodes 1002 amino acids. Gene Ontology annotation, biological process: S-adenosylmethionine biosynthetic process.